This is a messenger RNA of Iphiclides podalirius (scarce swallowtail), 2361 nucleotides long. The record is from the annotation of a GenBank genome assembly. NCBI's taxonomy places the organism in Eukaryota, Metazoa, Arthropoda, Insecta, Lepidoptera, Papilionidae.
AUGCAGCACCUGCUGGAACAGCACAGCGAAUGGGCACGAAUGGGCAGGCGGAAAGGUUUCACAGAAGCGAUCGCGGGAGAGGCCACGGAGCUCACAAGCCUGGCUUCGCUCGCUGAACCUUCGCCUACUAAGCUUCCAAAGUGCGACGAGUCUUUCGUGAGCCGGGGCGGCGCGCUCAGCGGCACCUUCCAGGCCCCGGAGCUGUCCAACCCGAACAACAUCAGCCGGCUGUGCCUGUACACGUUUAUCGCGGCGCCGGGCCAACGGGUGCUCGUCGAGCUGCGCACCUUCAACCUGCGCGGGAAGCCGCCAGAUGGAGCCGCAGUCGGGGAACUACCAGCAUGCAUGCACGAGUACAUGGACAUCUACUCGGAGAUGACGUCACUGGAGGCCAGCGAGCUGGUGAACUCAGCAUUCGGGGGUCGCUACUGCGGGCCAAUACCGCCGCGGAGACGGGUCUCCCUACACCGCGCCGUCGCACUUGCAUUCUACACCGACAAACAGUACACGCCGCCAACGCUGUUCACUGGCACCUAUCGCUUUAUCAACUCGUCGGAAUACGAGGUCGGCAAUCCGGUCCCGAACACGUUGUGCUCAUUCGUGAUCGAAGCGACCAAGCGCAAAACAGGCCUGCUGUUGUCGCCCACCUACCCAGGGAUCUACCCGAAGGAUAUCAGCUGCAACUAUCAAUUCAUUGGGCAGCCAGGCCAACGAAUCCGCCUCGAGUUCCGCGACUUCGACCUGUUCUUCGGCGGACCCCACUGCCCCUUCGACUGGGUGCGCGUGUACGACGGGCCCGACAAUUCGUCGGCGGUGAUCGGCACCUACUGUGGUCAGCAGCGCAACCUAGUCCUUUACUCCAGCGACGAGCGGCUGCUGGUGACGUUCUUCACGCUGCCGCGCGCCGCCAACACUCAGAACCGCGGUUUUAAAGGCAUCUUCGAGUUCUCCGAGAGUUUCGUUAAGUUAGAUUUUAUAAGUAAACACGACGCUGAGCACAUCAGAGGCUCCGAGUGCGACCAGAAAAUCCUAAGCAAAAAGGAAUCUACUGGAUUCGUGUAUCAUCCAAACUAUCCUUUCCCUUAUAUACAAAAAGUUGUUUGUAGAUAUUUUAUAUAUGGUAUGCAAGAUUCGCAAAAUUUGGAGCGAGUCCGACUGGAAUUUCAGAACUUUUCUAUACCAAAAGGAGAAAAUCCGAAACCAGACACAUGCCCGGACGGCUACCUGAAGGUGUACCUCCGAGGGCAGGAGGCGACAGACUCGUACGACAAGCACGAUGCGGAGCUCUGCGGUGAGGGCGCGGCCGGCCCGCCCGCCUUCCCGCCGCCGCUGCUCUCCGACGGCCCGCGGCUCGUAAUGGUCUUCAGCUCCGGCGAGCUGCAGGGCCGCGGCUUCAAGGCCAAGUACACCUUCGAGACUGAAUACCGAGUGCCGGGCACGGCGGCUCCUGGGGGUGAGUGCGCGUUCACUUACCGCUCUGAGGCGAAGAAGCGAGGCGACUUCAACUCGCCCCGCUACCCGUCCAACUACCCAUCGCGCACCAACUGCACGUACACGCUGGUGGCCAACCCUAACGAGCAGGUCACCGUCGUGUUCGACCACUUUAAGGUCAAGGCGGACGCGUGGAACGCUACCGCCGGCCUCUACGGCGGUGCGACGUGUAGCGAGGACUGGGUGGAGGCGUGGUGGACGGGGCGCGAAGGUUCACGGGUACCGCUGGGGCGGUGGUGCGGGCCAGCCACUCCUGGUCCGCUGCAGUCGCCCCGCGGAGCCCUAGGGCUGCUGCUCGCGCUGCACACCAACGAGGAGUCCGUUGCCUCCGGCUUCAAAGCGCGCUACGUGUUUGAGCCCGCAAAAUCCAUCUUCGGCGACUGCGGCGGCAACAUGUCGGGCGCCGAGUACGGCGUGAUCACAUCACCGCGUUUCCCAAUCGCUUACGAGGCGCCGGCGAGAGGGGACGCGUCUCGAGUCUGCAACUGGUUCGUCACCGCGCGACCCGGCAAGAGAGUGCUGCUCAAUUUUGAGAACUUCGCCGUGGAGGGGCACCUUACUGACCGCGGGUGUCCGGCGGCUGUGCUGCGAUUGUGGUAUGAGAGUCCCGGACCACCGCUGGAGCUUUGCGGCGAAAAGGCACCCACAGACCGCUGGCAGUACCUCUCCUCCUCGAACUCUAUUCGUCUCUCGUUCAUAAUAGCGGACAAGUCCGUGGGGGCGGCGGGCUGGCGCGCCGUAUGGACGGAAGUCAGCGCGGAGACCGAGGGAUGCGCCAGCGCCUGCGCCGGGGCCUGCCUGCCCCCUUCCACCAUCUGCUCGGGGCUGCAACACUGCGCCGGCGCCGUGGUCAAGAAGCCCGCGCACUGU